Messenger RNA from Phyllotreta striolata, 2067 nucleotides. The record is from the annotation of a GenBank genome assembly. Lineage: Eukaryota; Metazoa; Arthropoda; Insecta; Coleoptera; Chrysomelidae.
AUGAGCGGAGAAUACUUUGGUAGUGAAAAUGAUGCUAAAUUUUACAAUGAUUACGUUAUGUCACCAAAAAAUAAUGAAAAAUACGGCCAGGACCACCGAUUCGCAGAUGACAAUCGAUCAAUAACAUCAUCUACAGAAUCGGCGAAUAUGAAUAAAUCCUUAAAGAAACACCAAAGGGAAUUGGUUUUGGCGAAUCCUAACGAUCCAAACAAAACCGUUAAUAAUUUAUUAAACGGCAUAACCAACACGGUCAAUCGCAUAUCCGACUUGCACGUGCAACUAUCCAAUUCAGCCAGGAACCGAGCAUCCCACACAAAUCGUUACUACAACGAUUCGUUGUCCAAUCCCUCGAUGAUAUGCGAACAGAUCCCCUUCACCGAUCAGGCGAGCAAGCUGCCCGACCAGCCGAACAUGCACGUGUGCGCCAGCAGCACCAUCACCAAAACCAGGAACUUCAAGAAGAAGAUGAAGGACAGCAAGCAGAUGAAGACCCAAAGCUCGCUGAUGACGUUGAAGAGGAACAUCAAAGUCGACAAGAAGGUGUCGAAACCGCUGCUCGAGCACCAGUCCUCCAGACCGGGAGUCUCAUCCAAAGCCAACAAACAAGCGAAAUUGGUGGAGAUAUUCCACAAUAAAGAGGCGAAGAGCAGCGAUUCGGAGGAGGGCUACAAUAAGAAGAACCAUUACGUGACCUGCGACGGGGAUCACUUGACUUGCGCCACUCCCGAAGUGCCUCUGUUGAAUUUGGAUAAUUGCAAGGAGAUCAUCGACGGUAACGCUGAUAACAAGCAACUGGUGCAUCGUAUGAUAACUGGGGAUUAUUAUGACCAGCCGUUGGCGCCUCGACUCAAUAUGAACUACAGCCAGAAGAGCUACCAGCUGCCCACCAUCGCUUCUCGAAUGAAACAGAACGUGGUUAAUACGUUGAUGGGAAGCAGCAAUCUAACUAUUGGAGGAACGUCUGUGGUUCGUUCUAAAAAGGCUAUUCCAUUUUGUCCCGCGAUAACUGCGAGUCCUAGUCAUAACAUUGGAAUUAAUAUUCAACAGGUCAUGAACAUAAUGCGAAACAGACAACCCAUAAACGGAAUAUCGCCGACACUAGCGCACAAUAUCGGUUUGGCUGCUGAUCGACUAAAUAACAGACCGAUGUCUGGCUUGGUGACCGACAUCCAAUCUAAAACCUACAACUUCAUGAAAUCCCAACAUUGCCCUCUAUCGAACAGCAAUUUGAACUACCAACAGCUGCAGGACCUCGCCAAGGGCAUACCGGAGGAGACGCAGGAGGAGAUGGACGGUGAAGAACCGCCGGAUUUCAAAACUCUGGUCAUCACCGGACCCACCGGAGAGAUUACCGUGAAGACCAAAAACGUUACAUCUUGGGCGAAUGACACCGCCAAAACCGUCGAAUGCACUUGCCUACCAGAAACCGGCAACGAUAUUAACUACAUCGCCAACAACAUCAAGAAAGCCGCCAUCGGAAAGGUGGCCUCGUCCCAAAUCAACUUGAGCCAGCGAAAGCCCGAUACAAGCGUCAACAAAUUCAACUUCAACACCCCCAACAAUCCCAAGCUCCUCAAGCGACCUCACACCACCAAAACCAAACUAAAAGACACCCCUAAACUGGUCACCCACUUGGACCAACUGGCGGUCUGCACUCCCCAAUUGCUCAAAGGCAAGGAGAAGAACCUGAAGGAGGUCCUCACCCAGCUCCACGACGAGUUCGAGCAACUCAACACUAGAUACGAGGAAUUGUCGAAGACGACUUCGUCGACGAACCAGGAGGCGUGCAAGCCGGCGAUGGAGCACCUGGAGGUCGAGCUGAACAAGAAGGAGGAGGAGAUCAUGAUGGUGAUGACGCUGUGCAAGGAGAUCAUGGCGCUGAAGAAUCAAAUAAAGUCGCUGAAGAAGGCGCCGAGCCAUUCGAGCGUCGCGCCCGACGCCAAGGGCACCCCGACGUCGGCGACUUUCACGGAUUAUUGCAAUCCCCAGGCGGCGUUCCAUUUGACGAAAUUAUUGAAGCAAAUCAAAACGUAUCAGAUGAGAUAUAAAAAUGAUGAGGCUGUUUGA